Messenger RNA from Saccostrea cuccullata (small rock oyster), 2126 nucleotides. RefSeq names its product myosin heavy chain, non-muscle-like. The transcript has 6 exons. NCBI's taxonomy places the organism in Eukaryota, Metazoa, Mollusca, Bivalvia, Ostreida, Ostreidae. The record is from RefSeq and is a predicted model, not a curated record. The coding region runs from base 2 to 1486 and encodes 494 amino acids. Gene Ontology annotation, molecular function: zinc ion binding.
AAUGAACGCCAAAAGACCAAAAUCCCAGCGGACAAUAUCGGACUGGGAGUCAAAAUGUGAGCUCUGUCGGACACCGGCUACGGUGGAAUGGAAGUGUUUGAAUUGUUCUGAUUUUAUGUGUGCUAACUGCUACAAGAUCCACAAGCACGGUAAACUGACAAAGAUGCACACUAUCAUUUCCAAGACGAACAGAGGUAGCGAGAGUAACUUACUUCACAACAUAAGAUGUGACAAGCACGAAGAGGAAAACGUAGACAUCUUUUGUGCAAAGUGCGACAAGCCGAUUUGCAAAAUAUGUCUCAUAACGGAGCACAAUUCGCACAGUUUGACGCAAAUGGAAACAAAAGCAGAAGAAGAAGAAGAAAGCGCCAAAAUACGGAAACUGUUGAGCGAAGUUUCGGCUACAAAAAUUAAACAUUUUCAAGAGCAAAUAACCAAACAAGAAGCGGCUAUCGAUACUUUCACCCAGAAGGACAAAAUGGCUACACGUGAUAUGGAAACAAAAACGGAGAAGAUGAUAGGUAUUAUCAGGGAAAUCGGCAAUAAACUGAUAAAGGAGGAUGUCAAUCGAUUGGAGACAAUGAAAAAGCACAGAUCGUCACUGGCGAAAGAAUUGGCACAAAUCAGAAAGACUGUAGAAGAGGCGGAAGUGAGCUUGCAGAGAGGAAACGCUCUGGAAAUGAUUCAGAAGUCGCAUUACUUUGAAAGAAAACUUGACCAAAAAGUCCCGGAUGCACUGCGUCCAGUGUAUCACGAUUUCUUCAAGUUCAGAAUAGACAAGGAAAUUCUAACGGCUUUGAAAAAGGAAUGUAAUGUAAGAUUGCAUGAACGAGAUUUAGCGGAGUUACUGGAGAAAAAUAAAGCCCUACAACAAGAGCUGGACAAAGUAACACUGGAAAACGAGAAGCAGGUGAAAGCUCUACAGUCCAAACUGAACGCAGUCACCAUCAGGAAAAGUAAUUUGGAGAAAGAGUUACGUUCUUUUAGGGAUAUGAAGACCCAGGUAGAACAGGAGAGGGCUGCCUACAGGGAGUCAGCAAGCAGCAACAACGAGAGCACUGAAGCCCUGAGAGAACAAGUGAAAAUGUUGCAGCUAGAGAUCGAUGGUUUGUCUGAGAAAUCUAACAGUUCUGAUAAAAGCCAACGUUACAGGGACCUUGAAAAAGAAAACGAGAGACUGCGAUCUGAAAAGAAAAGAUUACAAAAGGAGAGUGGAGCAACGAUACUAAAACUAAGAAAAAAUCUUAAAGUUACCUGCCCUUUGAAGAGAGCAAAACUUGUUCAUUCAUUUAGAAUGUUUCCUCUACGCAAAUAUCAACAGUUACAGUUUCCAUUUAUUGUACAAAUGAGCUGUAGAAAAUGGUUUUGUAGCCGGUUUUGUGACUUCGAUCGAACGGAAGAAAAACAGCUUUAUGUACGCGAGGAUACCUUUUCCAGCUUUUCCAGUUCAGGAAUAGAAGUCGUAGAGACUGAGUCUUACAUGUGAUAGUGCUUGUUAUAUCAGGAGAAAGGACGUCCUGACUCCUGUGUUGAAAGAAAUGGUGUCAUAGUUAUAAUUGAAAAUGAUGUGUGUAUGUUUCGAAGGCAUUACAAAUUAUUACAAUAUAACAUGCAAAAUGUAGACUUAUUAGAGGAGGAUUCACUGAAAGAAAUAACUAGUGUGCCUAGUAAAGCGUUCUUCGUGAUUAGUAAUCACUCUGUUUACUAGCUAAAAUAGUGAAAAGUGGAGUAAUGGUCGUAAAGAUACUUAAAUACCUAGUGAAAGUUACUUAUAAGUUCUUAGAUUUACUAAUGUUAUCUAGUAAAUCUACCCAAUUCCCAGUAAAACUACUUUUGAAGUAGUGAUUGUAUGGACAGUAAAUUUACUAGUCUUCCCAGUGACUUUCACUAAUUUUUUUUUCAGUGUUUAAACAGUAGACAGUUACUGAUUGCUGUCCAGUUUAUUUAAACUUUGAGAUGUAUAUAUUGUUUAAUUAAAAUGUAUCAAUGAACUAACUAUAAUAUAAAUGCAACAAGAAACUAACAAUGGCAAGUUAUAUAGAUGAGAAAUAAACAAAAAUUAUGUAACUAAGCCCCAUUCAUAUGCGCUCGUUUAAUUAUAUACCACAGGCCUUGGAUCGCUUAAA